AUGGUUAAGGUCAAUGUUUCAAACGCAAGCUCCCAAUCGUCUCAGGAUAAUAGCUGCGUCGGAGAUGCGAAGGCGGAUCAGUGCAAGGAACCGGAUGGCGGCGAACGAACAGAGGAGAAGUCCACACUCAAUGGUAGCCCCCGCCAUAACAGUGUAAAGUCUUUAUCUGUAGAAGCAUCCUCGUUAAAUGAUGACUUGCUGAGCGUUGUGAGCUCCUCCAAGCUACGGUACGGCGCUGCUGCCACGGUCGGGCGAAGCACGUCGGUCACUAGGCCGAGCUUUGAGAGCUUCUCGCUACGGCCGAGCCUGGACCCAUCGUCAGUUUUUAUAGCUGGUGCGCGCAAUAAUAUUUCAACCAUGCUGGAUAUCGAAACGGCGUCGCCGACUGGAAGCGGCGUUAACUACUCGCCGCUGGGCCAGAAUUCGAUCUUCGAAAUAGUAAUGAAUACACGACGGAAGGGAUGGCUAAGGGCGCCAACUGUUCAGGACAUUCCGCCUGUUCCUUUAAGCAAAGACAUGCCAGAGGGCGACUGGAAAACUAGACUCGGCAGUUAUGUGAGUCGAAUCUCUGAUGGAUACACUACAUUUCAGAAUACCAAUACGCUGGCAAGCAUGAAUCGAUCUCACCAGCUUAAGAAGUUAGAGCGUUACGAUAGGACGGAGUCAGCAGUAAGCGCCGACGAGGAGGAUACUGAAGAAGAUGCAUUUUCAUCUAGCAAAAUGUUAGAAGACAUUCCAUCAGUAUACUUCAACGAGGACUUCCAGCUAGACAAUCCUCGUGUAUUUCAUAAAGUCGUCGAAGAUAUAAACCUGCAGCUGGACUCAUUAACAAUUGCAUCGCAGUCGCAACGCGCAGCUGCAUACAAAGAUCUUCAGGAACGGCUGAAUUUUUACCUGGAUACUAUAGAGAAUAUACUAAUUGUGGACAUCUCCAAGUCCUCGCACAAGUUUCUGGAUGCCUUGGAAGAUGUGGGGACUAUUAAAGACGAGGCACAGAGCGUCUUGACAAAACUAGAUCAAUUAAAGACCGAAUUGGAAACAGAAGAUAGGGAGAGACUCCAAAAACGUCUUCGUCUAUCACAAAAGCUAACUCGGAUCAGGAAUAUUGAGCGCUUAGAACAAGGGCUACUCCAGUUACAUGUAGUCCUCAAGCAGAUUGAAGAGUGCAGGCGCCUAUACGACGCGGGAGAGUAUACACCCUGCUUGAAACACAUUACAUCUGUGGAGUUGUUAAUAUCGGGUAAUAUAGGCAAUGACGAACUUGCUCAGGAAUGGACACAUGGUUGGCCAUACAGCCUGCAGGAUCUAAGCCGAAUACCUUCACUGGCUCCGAAGCGUGAAUAUUUAUCGAACGUACGAAUUGAAAUUGGCGGGAAAUUAUCGCUCGCCCUGGUAGAUCUUCUUCUUUCUGACCUUCGUGCGUAUGCGACCAACCAAACUGUCAAGGGAACGCUUAACAGGUUACAAUCUCAGACCAAAGGAGGGCGGACAUACUGGGAUAUAGAGUUGGCCUUUCGUGAAAAAGUCACUGACAUCAUUCAGAGGUUAAUCAAAUGUGAGGAGCUUACAAGCGCCUUCCAGCUGUACCAGGAUAAAUUCAUAGUAGAACUGAAGAGUAUCAUAAAAAAACACCUCCCUAAGGACCAGCCCUCCUCCGAAAAUAGCUUGAAUGAUGGAGAUAGCGUUGCUGAACCAACCAGGCCACCCACACCCUCAAAUACUGGUACUGCAAGCACUGGUUCUAAACUUUCGCGAUUGAUCCGUGAACAAACACCUGCUGAAUUUCAAGAAAUGCUCACUAAUAUAAUUACUGAAGAAAGUAAUGCCCUCCGGCGCCUCUCACGUCACCAAAAGCUCCUGCUCGACGUGUCCCUCACGGAGCUCGCAUCCGACAGCAGCCAAUACGAUAUGAUAAUGCUGCUUGACAUCAGACGUUCCAUAAACGAAGGGAUCCGCAUAAUACAAUUGCGGUUGGGAAAGGUGAUAGCGGUACGCCGUGAUUUUACCAGCCAGCUGCCUCCCAGACAAUUUAUCCGUUUCUACAUGGUUUGCGCGUUGUUUAUCCAAGAAUGCGAAUCGCUGUCUGGCGACCUGCUCACGAAGUACUUGGCGGAUGUACUUAUGAUGCAGGUUCGCAACUAUAUUUCCACCUUCGCUAUGAGCAAUAUGGAACAACUGCAGCAUAGCAUAGAUUCUGACCGAUGGAUACCAUACAUUGUAGAUACGACAGACCAGAGCGAUGUGAACGACAUUGUUUCAUGCACCGACAUUGACCCACUCAACUGGGUGCACGCCCGUGAUCUCGCAAUUGAGAGUUCUCCUGCUGCAUCACCCUCGCCACCAGUUUCUCAAAGCUCGUCGCUCACCUCACCCUCCGCUCCGUCUCCCUCAUUCACAUCGACUACUGGUCACAAGCGGUCUGUCGUCGUUGGGGACAAGACCUUCGUGGCCAGCGAAUCCCUCAUCAUAUGUCUGCGCAUGCUUUCUGCACUUCUACUUCUCUCGUUGAACCUGCCCUCUAAUCACCUCAGUUUAUUAGAAAAGGCGGUCCUGGAUCUAUUGCGCUGUUUCAACAUACGCGCCAUGUCUUCUGCCGCUUCGACAAACGACAAGAAGCCCUCAAGCGCAACCAAAAACCUCAGUAUCAUGGGCGAAUCACUGGAUUGUCUUUCAGAAAUGAUUGGGCUUGUACAGGGAUUCUACCAGCGGUUGGAGGCGCUCCACAAGGACUUCCAAGCGCUACCCCCACACACCUAUGCAGUCCUCGCACAGCAGUUCCGUCGCUCAUCCGACAAACUGUAUCAGGCACAUGCCCCACCACCUCCGCCAAUCUAG
Messenger RNA from Eremothecium gossypii ATCC 10895, 2835 nucleotides. RefSeq names its product Vps54p (gene VPS54). Gene Ontology annotation, molecular function: syntaxin binding. Bases 1 to 2835 code for a protein of 944 amino acids. The record is from RefSeq and is marked provisional. Gene Ontology annotation, biological process: Golgi to vacuole transport; retrograde transport, endosome to Golgi. The transcript has a single exon. Gene Ontology annotation, cellular component: GARP complex. NCBI's taxonomy places the organism in Eukaryota, Fungi, Ascomycota, Saccharomycetes, Saccharomycetales, Saccharomycetaceae.